AUGUGGUCCAACCAAGCAUUGAUCAGCAAGCUUCUUAUCGUCACUGCCACCUUCCUGUCAACAGUUGUAGCACAAUUCGGGUUAGGUGGAAUCCCACUUCAACCAGCAUCACCUCCGGUUUUGACUGCAAACAAGACAGGGCCCUACAAUGUUGGAGUUCGCCAAGACUCAUACAUGUCCCAAAGCCGUAACCUCACACGUUACUGGUGGUAUCCCGCACAGGCUGUAAACGACUCGACCCCAUUCGUAUCAGCCGGUGGUAUCCAGGGGGAAUCUGUUCUAAAUGCACCUGUGGACUCAUCUGGAGGACCUUACCCUUUGAUUCUGUUCAGUCCGGGUCUCGGUGCAUACGCAGAUGCGUACUACUUCUACGUGCAAAACCUUGCAAGCCACGGCUAUGUUGUUGUUAGUCUGGAACACUACGACACGAAAUCGGCUCUUCCGACAAGUGAUUUGCCACUGAGGGCUUUGGCUGAGGUAUAUCAGUCAGAAGAUCAGGGGAGUGAUGCAGUGGAGGUUACGUACACGGAGUGGUUCCGAAGCACUCAAUUCGCCCUCACUUACAGGGCCCAAGAGAUCAAAGCUGGACUUCUUACUGCACUUCUCCAUAUCUCUCGAUCUUCAUCACCCUUCUUCGGAGCCGUCGAUAUAACCAACAUUGGCAUGUCCGGACACUCUCUGGGCGCUUUUUAUACUCUGUUAGUUGGUGGUGGCAUGCCAAUCUUUUGCGACUACAAUAUGACAGCUGCAGAACUAGACCCUGAUACAUACAACAUCACCGAAAUCAGCCCUUGCGCCUUUCCUGCACGUCACAAUCUCUCAGGUCCCUUUGAGCUCGAGAAUGCUACAAUCAAAGCCAUCAUCCCGCUCGCGGCACCAAUGUUCAUACAGGAAUCCCAACUCGCCAGAGCUGCAAGCAAGAUGCACGUUCCAAUGAUGGUAUUAACAGGUGAUGACUUGCAAGAAGAAUCGACGAGGACCCCACAACGGACAGUGUAUGAGAAUUCGAAAGGGGAAAGCUAUUGGGUCAUGGUCACAAACACUUCACAUUAUCUGGUUGGUGAUGCGUAUCAGCUGAACCCCACCUUUUCUCUUAGUCUGCCGGCCAAAGACAGGGCGGAAUUUCUAGGUAAAGCGGAGGUGUAUAUGACAUACUCGGCAGCAUUCUUUGAUCUGUACUUGAAGGGGAAUAAGUCAGCCAAAUUGACGAUGAAAGGUGGCAUAAGUUCGCCAUACCUGGCAGAGUUUGACUACCACACCUCGAAAAUAUCGAAGAAGGUUCCUCAAUAG
Messenger RNA from Mollisia scopiformis, 1290 nucleotides. Its product is annotated as alpha/beta-hydrolase. Bases 1 to 1290 code for a protein of 429 amino acids. The record is from RefSeq and is a predicted model, not a curated record. NCBI's taxonomy places the organism in Eukaryota, Fungi, Ascomycota, Leotiomycetes, Helotiales, Mollisiaceae. Gene Ontology annotation, molecular function: 1-alkyl-2-acetylglycerophosphocholine esterase activity. The transcript has a single exon.